AGGAAUUUGGUUUUAAUUUUGUUAAAUUUGAAAGAUAAUAAAUUUGAACACAACAGAGCCCAUCAUUCAAUCACAAUCCCAUCACUCGAUAAAAGUAAAACCCUAGUUAAGUACAAUGGCAAGGUAGCCUCUUUUGAAAUGCAGUAUUUUCCCCCCUGAAUCCUGCGAGAACUGAACCGAUUCCUGCAUUUUUUUUGUAAAAUUCGUGUAAAAUUUAACACACGAGCAGACAGACGAACCAAAAUGGGACCGGACAGACGGACGAACAGCGCGAGAUGCACACGCGGAUCGCGAUCCGUGGCAACCGACCAGCAAGCAUCGCUGCCGUCCGAUCCACCCAGAUCCGACGGCUCCCCGAACCCCAGUUCAUCCCCCGCCCCCCCAAGCGGCCGAGCCAGCGCCCGCGCUACCCUUCCAAAACCGUUCGAAUCGAAGCGCCCAAUCCCUCCAGUUCUCCACAAAACCCCCCAAGUUUUCGCCCAAAACCACGAAAAUUCAAACCCCCGCGCGCCAAAAUUCCCCAAAUCCCACCGCUACUUAAACCCGCCCAAUCCCCCACCACCACCGCACCAAGAAUUCUCGCAGAAAUUCCCGCGACCCACCCGUGUUUUCAAUCCUAGAUCGCCGUCGCCGCCACCCCUCCGCACCCCAACCCGAUGGCCCGCACGAAGCAGACGGCGCGCAAGUCCACCGGCGGCAAGGCGCCGCGGAAGCAGCUGGCGACGAAGGCGGCGCGCAAGUCGGCCCCGGCGACCGGCGGCGUGAAGAAGCCGCACCGCUUCCGCCCGGGCACCGUCGCGCUUCGCGAGAUCCGCAAGUACCAGAAGAGCACGGAGCUGCUCAUCCGCAAGCUCCCCUUCCAGCGCCUGGUCCGCGAGAUCGCGCAGGACUUCAAGACCGACCUCCGGUUCCAGUCCUCGGCGGUCGCCGCGCUGCAGGAGGCCGCGGAGGCGUACCUCGUCGGGCUCUUCGAGGACACCAACCUCUGCGCCAUCCACGCCAAGCGCGUCACCAUCAUGCCCAAGGACAUCCAGCUCGCCCGCCGCAUCCGCGGGGAGCGGGCCUAGGUGUUGCGUUGUUCUUCAGUUAUUGGCUUCCUGCUUUGUGUUGAUGCUAUCAACGAAUUAUAACUAUCGGUGGAGAAAUGCAGUGGAAGUGAUCUACUUUAUCAUCAAUCUUAAGUUUGUGUUCUCCUGAA
Panicum hallii is the source of this 1198-nucleotide messenger RNA. Its product is annotated as histone H3.2. NCBI's taxonomy places the organism in Eukaryota, Viridiplantae, Streptophyta, Magnoliopsida, Poales, Poaceae. Gene Ontology annotation, molecular function: protein heterodimerization activity; structural constituent of chromatin; DNA binding. The coding region runs from base 657 to 1067 and encodes 136 amino acids. The transcript has a single exon. Gene Ontology annotation, cellular component: nucleosome. The record is from RefSeq and is a predicted model, not a curated record.